This is a messenger RNA of Ectocarpus sp. CCAP 1310/34, 3231 nucleotides long. The record is from the annotation of a GenBank genome assembly. NCBI's taxonomy places the organism in Eukaryota, Phaeophyceae, Ectocarpales, Ectocarpaceae.
GUUUUUGUUUUGUUGUUGAGAUGAGACACAAGCGCGCCUUCGCCCCUUGUGCUCACUCUCAUCUAGCACCCAUCAAAGCCUGACCAGGGAGUCAGUUGAUAAGAAAAUCCAUCUACAUUUCUCUUUCCAGAGCUCGCUCGGGCCUACCGAUCUCACAGCAGUGUAGACCAACCUCUGUGAUAGAGCGGUGACAGCAGUGUAUCCUCUGUGGUCGACUACAAAGCCUACGAGCUACAGCAGCACCGCCACCUCCGCUGCUGCAGGACGCCACAUUCUGUGAGGCAGGACAGCGCUAAUGAGCGAGCCGUCAUCAGAGCUUCGGUGGAGGACCUGAAGGCCGAAAUGGCGGCGAGGUUCGCGGAGGUGCUGGCAGCCGUGCGUGAUCGGGGCGGCGGGGCCGCCGCGGGUGGCGCUGCCGGAGCUUCAUCAGCGCCCGGGUAUGGGGGCGCGCGUGCAGCUGCCGGCGUGGCGCCGGCGCCCAUGUAUGGGGGCGCGAGGGCGGGUUACGGGCUCCACCGCGUGGAGUCGAGUCCCGGAUUGCUGCAGGGCGCUGGUCGGUAUGGCAGUGGGGGCGGCUUAGGCUUCACUCCCGCGAUUUCGUCCCCGUUUGGAGCGGGAGGCCUUAACAUCGACUCCGGGGGAUACGGGAUGGGAACGGGGAUGUCGCACGCCCAGCGGCGGAUGGAAAAGGUGAUCUCGGACCAGCGGGUGAACGCUUGGAGCUCGGUGAACAGCCGCAUGUGGUGGGUGGUGAUUGGAUGUUUUCCGCCGAAGUUAGAGAAGCUGAGCCUGCAAGGGUUAAUGCAUGAUAGUAUUCAGGUCACGGACGAGGUAGCGGGCAUGAUCUUGAACUUCCGUGGCUUUGACCCUGCUGCAUUCGCGCCCCGGGGGGCGGGUGGCGAACGUAUCCCAAUCGCAGCGCAUUUCGGCCUCAUGGCGGCGGCUUUUAUCACCAUCGCCCGCCGGGGGAUCGCCGACGCCCCGAGGUUGGCGGCGGCAUCGAAAGCGCAAGUGGAUCGUGUCGAAGCCUCGUUCCAGGCGGCCAUCGCCGACGUGGAGCGGCACGCUCGGGAGAAUUACGCGGCCAUCCAAGUGCCGCACAACCGCGACAUCUUUUGGACGCCCAUCGUCAAAGAUAUGGAAUUUUACACGCGCGACGUACAGAUGUUCGCGAACGAGAUGCAGCGGCGCUUCGUUCUCCCUCCGCCAUCGGGCGCUCUCCCGCCCCCCUUCCCACCCGGCUUUCCCAAACCUCGCGGCUUAUCUCCGGUCGGGAGGGCUGAUCAAUUCUGCUGUGCAAGGCAAGGCCGGCCGUUCGUCGGCCGCCGCAGCGGGUGCUGGGGGGAAGGGCAGCAAGGCCAAGGACCAGGGGCCGUGCUACCAGUUCCAGAGAGACGGUACAUGUCGGUGGGGGAAAGACUGCAAGUUCGCGCAUGUGGCGCCACGGAAGGCCGGCGGAACGGGAGGAAAAAGGGGAGGCAUGACUGGCGGCUGAGCCGAGGAUGGCGGCUCCAAAGGCCAAGGUGGGAAUGGCCGGGACGAAGACCCGCAGCAGUGCGAAGGGCGGUGCCGGCGGCGGCGCGAAGGACGAUGAUGAGGAAUAGGGGCGCGGACCCUGCCCCCCGGGGGGGGGAAGGGCCGUCUUUCGAUGUCGCCGGCGGCGUGGUCUCGGGUCCGAGCACGCACCUCCUACGACCAGGGGCGGCUACUGCGUUGACCCGAGGUGGGGUUGGUAUUUUAGAUGGCAAUGAUGUUAGGCGUAUUGUUUCCAUGGCCCAGGGGCGCGACGACCUGAGCAUCAACAUGCUCGAACUCCUCGCGAUGGUAGUUGGCGCCUGGGUGUUCAUUCUACAAUCGGACAUGAGUCCAGAGUACGCCCGCAAUAGCAUCCGUAUGAUGGGAGACAAUUCGUCGAGUGUCGCGUGGGUGAACAAGUGUCGGGGGGGGAGCGAGCCCCGAUCGAGGGCACUCAUGCGUGUUGAGCCCGGAGGUCGCCGAUCUUUGUACCGGCGUCUUAGCGGCGAGUACGUCCGCGAGUCAGUUGCGCAGUCGUCUCGAAGAACUUACCUGUCGGGUUGGCGGGCUUGGUGUGCUUUUCGCCGCAUGAUUGGCGAGUCGGAGUACCUCUCGGGGGACGCGGAUGGGGCUGGGCUGGAACAAGCACUUUUGGAGUUUGUGGCGUGGUGUUGUGCAGAUAAGGGUAAUGUUGCACCAACCAUAUCCGGCAAGCUCGCCGCGGUACAGUACUUUCAUCGAGUUGACAAGCAGCUUGAGUUGCCUGCCGGUGCGCCUCUUAUCAAAGGGAGUUUGCUGGGUUUCGCACGUGUUCACGUUCGCGCGGGUACAAAGAGUCGGAGCCGGGUGCCCGUCUCGUGGGAGACGUUGUUGGAAGGACAGCAGUUGACGGCGUCGUGGGGUACAGGUGGCCGCGUGUUGUGGCUGUGUUUGACGUUGUCGUACUUCCAGGUGGCGCGUUCGGAUGAGGUUUGUGCCACACUGUCGGGGCAAUGCCACCAGGUGCAUUGUUUGCGGCGUAGCGACGUCGAAUUCUUUGAUGGAGAGGACGUGCUAGCCCAGUUGCACUGGCACAAGGCCACAGGAGUUCGGGUUCGGUUUCGCGGCCACAAGGGGGAUCAGUCGGAGAAGGGGGCGUGCGUUACACGAGUGCGCGAAGUAGCACGAGGCGCGAGUUCUCAGAUUGGAGCCGGUGGCGGUGCCGUGGCGGUGUUGGUGGAGUUGAUGGCGUGCCAUCUCGCGUUACCUGAGGACGCUCCUCUGUGUUCGUUUCGCUGUAGGAGGAGCAAGACGAUUAAGGUUUGGGGAUAUCCCAAAGCUCUUAGCGCCCUUCGCCAGAUUGUGGACAAGGCAGGUGGCGACCCGAAACAGGUUGGCCUGCAUUCGUUGAGAAUCGGGGCCGCCACCACGUUGGCAGCAGGAGGAGACGUACCGGACAGAAUUAUACAGAGUGAGGGUAGAUGGAAGGAAGCCUCGGGCACGUUCAAAAUAUAUACUAGGAAUAAUAUGGUGGACAUAGACAUGGUAUCCCGUAAACUAGCGAAGGGGAAGAAGAAGGAGCAGAAGAAGGGUUAGCAUACACGAAGGUACGGGCAAGGGGACAGAAUGCCAUCCCACUAAACAUCGAUGUUGGUGGAUGUCAAUGGUAUGGAGUACCAUUGGGGGGUCUCGGUGUACUGAGACGGCAUUUUGUUUGGACCUGCCAGUUGACAUGGA